Syzygium oleosum is the source of this 2150-nucleotide messenger RNA. RefSeq lists its product as uncharacterized. Lineage: Eukaryota; Viridiplantae; Streptophyta; Magnoliopsida; Myrtales; Myrtaceae. The record is from RefSeq and is a predicted model, not a curated record. The transcript is spliced from 6 exons. The coding region runs from base 46 to 1878 and encodes 610 amino acids. Gene Ontology annotation, molecular function: protein heterodimerization activity.
UUCCUCACUUCGAAGGACGGGGGUGUCAAAGAAGGGGAAGGGAAGAUGGCGCUCCUGGGCGACGACGGCCGGGGCUACGAGCUGGCGAGGAAGCUGGAGAGCUUGGGGGUGUGGCGGACGUGGCUGGGCGACUCCGGCUACCUGAGCCUCGCCCCCUUCCUCUCCUCCCCUUCCUCCUGGGACUCCUUCAUGCGUGCCGACGACUCCAAACCUAGGGCUCAGCUCCACCUCCAGCUCCGCGCUCGCGCCCUCCUCUUCGACAAGGCCAGCGCCUCCCUCUUCCUCCGCUCCCCUCCCUCCGCCUCCGCCUCCGCCGCCGCCGCCGCCGCCGCCGCGAAGGGCUCCUCUUCUUCCGCCGUCGCCGUCUCGAGGCUCAAUCCCGCAUAUUUGCAGUUGCACGGCGAUGAUCUGUACUUCCCGCUCGACGGUGCUUCGCAGGAUGGCCUUCCUCAGCGAGAAGUCUCGACGUCGUCGAAGGGUAUGCAAUCUCAAUCUAGAGCGACUUUUGGUGUUGGCCCAAGAUACAGUGAUCCAGAAGUAGAUGCUUCAUCCCAGAGAUUGAGAAAGGAAGACUUGCCAGAGACGUGGUACGAUCAGUUUAUUGAGAAGCAUAGAGCCAGUAAACCAUAUAGAUUAUCCAAUGGGGGUCUAGGUUCAAACAAGCGCACGCCUGAAGAUAUGUUUAGUUAUCUCAAACUUCUGGAGAAACAUAAGAGAAAGCGUGUCGUCUACAAGGAUGAUCAAGCUGGCUUUUUAAAUCCCACACAGCACACACCCAUCAGCAUGAUUGCAAGUCCUGUUCAAGAUGUUGGAAUUGAUGAUGACACAUCUUUUCUACCAGAGGUGAUGUUCAUGGGUAAUUGUGUACCUGAUAGUGCAUUGCCAGUAUCAUAUAGGUUAGAAGACAAGAGUAAAGUGGAGUUUCGUGGCGUUCUUGAUUCGUUGCCUCAAGUUGUAACCAGGAGCCCAGUUAUGAUCGAGAGACUUGGCAUAAGGCCUGAGUACCUGAGCUCUGAACAGGGAGGAAGUUUAUAUAGAGGGAAAAAUGGUUUAGAAGGGAGUGGGAAACAUCUUGGUGAAGAACGAGCAUCACUUGUUUCUCAGAAAGUCGUUGCACGAAUGUUGACUAGUUUGGGUUUUGAAGGUGCCACAGAAGUUCCAAUGGAAGUGUUAGCUCAGUUACUGGGUUCGCAUAUCUGUAAACUCAGCCAAAACUUGAAAGUCCUUGCAGAUAGCUACAGGAAGCAAUAUUCGGCCAUUGAAUUGCUUAAAAUGUUCCUUCAAGUAUCUGGGUUCAGCAAUCUUGGGACCUUAGCGGAGCUUGUCAAGGAUGGCCCUAAGAACUUUUCUCAGCAAAGUCAGCAUCAAGUACCAGAAAUGCAGCCCUUAUUGCAUUCACAGCAGCAAACGGCCCUUAGACUUCCCCAGCAAAUGCCAAGACAGAUGAAUCAACAGAUGCAGCAGUUUUCUCACGGUUUGACAUUUCAGCAAUUAGAGCUUUUACGAAGACGGCAGGCUUCUAGUCCUCGUCCCAUCAUGGACUUUGAUAAGAGCAGGCCCAUGGUCCAAGUGAAAAUUGAAAACCCAUCAGAUCUACCAAUUGAUGGUAAUGCAUUCAAUGCUGUCAAUAUGAGACACCCACAGAUGCAACAGUUCCGACAGCAGCAGAUUGCGGCAAUGUCCAAUCUCCAUUCUCAACACAAUAGUCAGUUCAGACCAAUGUCUACUCUUCAAAUGCCCCAAAUGCAGACUCAGAAUGUAGGUAUGGUUAGAGCUCAACCUGUGAAGGUUGAAGGUUUCCAGGAGUUGAUGGGUGGCGAUUCUACGAUGAAGCAUGAUCCGGAUGAAAAUAAGCUUACCUCUCCAUCAAAUAAAUAGAUUUGUACGUCAAGUUGCUUUCAUACUGUUCUGUGCAAUCGUUUGAGCGAUUUGUUUAGGGAAUAAAGGAAUCUCUAUUUUUUUCUUUCACUAGAUAUGAUGUAUGUGCUUAAAUAUAGGUAUAGUAGAUGCCCAUGUGGUCGAUGUUGAUAGUCAUACUCUUGUUUUCUUGUGGUCUUCUGGGUACAGAUGAUAUUAUUUAUAGGAUGUUGGUUUUUAGUAACUUAGACAAAUCGCUGCAAACGGAGAAUAGUUGAUCCUGAUGCCUGACA